Cetraspora pellucida is the source of this 390-nucleotide messenger RNA. Lineage: Eukaryota; Fungi; Glomeromycota; Glomeromycetes; Diversisporales; Gigasporaceae. The record is from the annotation of a GenBank genome assembly.
AAGAAAAAACAACUGGUGGCAAUAAAAGUCCAGUUUUUUCUGUAUGUUGUGGUAAUGGGAAAGUAGUUCUACCUUCUAUGACACCACUCCCUGACCUCCUUAUGCAAUUACUGACAGGCUCAACACCAGAUUUUAAAAAUUUUUGUAAAAACAUACGAGCAUACAAUGCUGCAUUUGUAUUCACUUCAUUAGGAACUCAUAUCGAUGAAUCUAUUGUAGGUCUCUUACCAUCAACAUCAUCUACGUCUCCACAUUUCGCCCAAUUGUAUGUUUAUGAUACUGAACAUGAAAUCCAAAAUCGUUUAGAUGUCAUGCCAUGUCUAGAACCGACUAUUGUGAAGGAACUAACACAAAUGCUAAAUAAUGUUAAUCCAUAUGUGGCAGUUUUCC